AACUCCGCUGGGAGCGCGAGUCAUUCCUCAGGCAUCUUUCUAGAGGAUGCGUUGGUGAAACAAGGCUGAAAUGCGGAAGGAGCAAACUGUCUGCUCCAGUGGGGAUUUAAAACGCACACCUGGCAUGCUGAUUUAUCCGUGAGGGGCCGAAGUACGCCGGUAAACAUGUCGCACUUCUUACCAGAGCUCGAACAGGAAUCGUUCAGCCCCGAAGACUUUGUUGAGCGCCUUGCCUGGCGCAGCCUGGGAGGCAACAUGGACCCUGAGACCUUUGACCCUAGUGUGCUGCAGGAGGCAUUCAAACAAGGCAUUCGAGACCUGCAGGUCCUCUUUGAGAUGACCCAGAAGAAGUGUGAACGCCUCGAGAUGAUCUGUCGGGAGGAGGAAGCACGUCAUUGCCACAAGGUGGCCGAACUCCAGGACAAGAACAAGUCCUCAUAUGCCACAUACAAGGAGCUGGAUUCGCAAAUUGGCUAUGUGGCAAUGAAGGUGGUGCACUUGGGCGAUCUCCUGGAAAGUGUGAACACACCUCGUUCACGCGCCGUCGAGGCACAGAAGCUGAUGAAGCAUUUUGCAGAGUUUCUUGGCCCAGAGCAUGGGCCGCACACGGGUAUCUUCCAUGACCCAGCCAAGCUUCACGAAGCUGCGGACAUUAUCCAGAAACUUCAUCUUAUAGCUCAAGAGUUGCCUUACGGAAAGUAUGACCCGUUUUUAAUCGGUGUGCAUUGUUACGUGUUUGAAAAGGCACGUUUGAAAAUUGCACAGAAGUAUAAUGAAAUUGAGAAGGCCCUGAUUGCCGAAUUUGUGCGAGCGCAUCAUGAGGGUGACAAGGAAACCAUGAGACAAGUGGCAGCUGUGCUGUCCCACUUUAAGGGCUAUGCUAACUGCAUUGACACAUUUAUUGACGAGAGCCAAAUGGGUGCAUUCAUGAAGAAGGACAUGUUCUCCAACAUAGUGCCUCUUUGUGAACGGAGUGAGCAAGUAAUUGAAGAGGUCUUUACCAACCCGGAGCAAGUAAUGUGCAAGUUUGUCUCCAACAUCUACAAUGGGAAGCUGCAGGAAUACAUUCAGUCGAACCUGAGUGACCGCAGUGACCCAGAGAAAUACCUUCGGACCCUGUAUGAGCUCUACUCAAAAACAAUGCAGCUGUCUUCCAACCUUUCCAAGUUCAAGAUGGGAAACGACCCGGCUUUUCUGAAGAAGUUGACGCGCCAGAUUUUCUCCAAGCAUUUGGACCCUUACUUGUCCAUUGAGAUGCAAUACCUGAGGGACAAAUGCUGCACGGUGCUCAACAGGUACUAUGAAUCCAAGAACCACCACAAGCGGCAGUUUCAGUUUGGCGGAAUUCAUGACCUCCGUCGUGACCUUCAGGCGAAGCUUGGUGCCCGUUCUAACAUCAACAUUGCUCCAACAGUGGAGAACUUUGGUGGUGAGACGUUCCUCUCGGAAGAAGUAGCCAUCAAUCUCCUCCAGGAGAGCAAACUGGCUUUCCAACGAUGCCAGCUGUUGUCCAAGCCUACGGAGCUGCCAAAAAGCGUGGCACAGAUUUUUGACAUACUGCUGAACGGCCUUUGCAUUGAGCACAUCCACUAUGCUUUGGAGAUUGGCCUAAGAGCCAUACCCGUGUCUGAACCAAAGAGUGAGCCAGAGAUUUAUUUCUUUGACACGGUCAGGCAGUGCAACUCCAUUUACCAGCUUCUUGAGAAGCUUUUUAAUAACAACGUGGCACCUCUCCUCCUGUCUACUCCCGAGCAUGGUGUGUGUUUGCAGAAGAAGCGUGAACUCACUGAGCAGAUGGAGAUCAAGAUGGACACUGGUUUGGAUCGUUCAUUGGCGGCCAUUAUUGGCUGGGUGCACUGCAUCCUCCAGACGGAACAGAAGAAAACAGACUUCAAGCCCGAAGUGGAGGAUGUCAUUGAGACUACCAAAGUGGCUCAAAAGGUUGUCAAGUAUGUGACCAAGUGCAUUGAAAAACUUAGGGACUCUCUUGAUGGCACGAAUGUAGAUGCGGUGCUUUUGGAGUUGGGCGUGAGAUUCCACAGAACGAUCUACGAGCACAUUCAAACAUUUCAAUACAGUACUGUGGGCGGCAUGAUCCUCAUCUGCGACCACAAUGAGUACCGCAAGUGUGCUAAACAGUUCAAGAUCCCUGCUCUGGACAAAAUGUUUGAUGUGCUGCAUGCCCUCUGCAACCUGCUGGUGGUGGCACCGGAAAACCUCAAGGAUGUUUGUCGGGACGACCAACUGGCAAGCCUGGAGAGAGGUGUGUUGGUGAACUUUGUACAGCUGAGGACAGACUGCAAGGUUCACAAGCUCAUAAACCAGUUCAAAUGAGUACGCUUGGCCUGGAUGUGCUCUGUAUCAGCACUACAAUAAAGCCUGACUGGGUGGAAAGACAUAAUGGUGCUGCAA
This is a messenger RNA of Rhipicephalus microplus (southern cattle tick), 2412 nucleotides long. RefSeq names its product Exocyst complex component Sec10 (gene Sec10). The record is from RefSeq and is a predicted model, not a curated record. Lineage: Eukaryota; Metazoa; Arthropoda; Arachnida; Ixodida; Ixodidae. Gene Ontology annotation, biological process: exocytosis; Golgi to plasma membrane transport. Gene Ontology annotation, molecular function: DNA binding. Gene Ontology annotation, cellular component: cytoplasm; exocyst.